Molecule: messenger RNA, 1121 nt
Organism: Argentina anserina (silverweed cinquefoil)
Lineage: Eukaryota; Viridiplantae; Streptophyta; Magnoliopsida; Rosales; Rosaceae
Product: PLASMODESMATA CALLOSE-BINDING PROTEIN 3-like
Exons: 4
Coding region: 124-762 (212 amino acids)
Source: RefSeq, a predicted model, not a curated record
CUUCUCUCUUCUCUCUUUCUCUCUCUCUCUCUACCUAGUUUGAGCUCACCACCAUUAUUGUUAGCUUCUUCUUCAUACACUUGUUGCAGUAGUUCUAUCUGAGUCUCUGUUGUCUGUUCACCCAUGGCUGCUUUAGCUUUUGCAGCACUGCUUCUCUUGGCCAUGGCUGGCCAGUCAAGUGCCAAUUGGUGUGUGUGCAAGUCUGGAAGUGAUGCAGUAUUGCAGAAGACAUUAGACUAUGCCUGUGGAGCUGGGGCUGACUGUAACCCCAUAAAAUCAUCAGGGUCUUGCUACAACCCCAACAGUGUUAAAGCUCACUGUGACUAUGCUGUUAACAGCUAUUUCCAGAAGAAGGGUCAAGCUCAAGGCACCUGUGACUUCGCCGGCACCGCCACCCCUGUCACAACCGAUCCCAGUGUUACUGGUUGUACUUUCCCCUCUAGCGCCAGCACUUCCGGCAGUACAACUCCAACCACUGGCACAGCCACACCAACCACUGGCACAACCACACCAACCACUGGCACAACCACGCCAACCACUGGCACAACACCAACAACUUCCGGUACCACACCAACAUCCACCGGAACUACUGGAACAACCACCGGUGCCACUCCAUACACUGCAACUCCUGGAGUAUUUGGUGUGAGUCCAUCAGGAGCUGGCUACACAGAUGACAGUGCUGGGAUCAGACUCAUCAACAUGACUAGUUUGUUCUCUUUCAUAACAUUAUUCUUUUCAGGCUUGAUGCUUUGGUGGGGUUGAUUUGAAAACAUGAGAGGUGGGGUAAGGCUGGAUAUCUGCAGUAGUAUAUGCAUGUGAUGCUGCUCUUGAUUAUUGAUGCUGCAGUACCCUGCUAAGUUUUUGUUUUCCAUAUCCAUCCUAUUUAGAUCUAUUGGGCAAAAGUGGAGGAGCUUUUGAUUCCUUUUGGAUGGUGUUGCUGGUGGGACUAUGGAAGCGUAUCUUUCUGUCUUCAACUAUUUUCGGUUUUUGUAAAUUAGAUCUAAUCUGAGUGUACUACUAGCUAGUGUAUUAGUGUAUUAAUUUGAUGAGGUUCGGACACUCGUUGGUAUUAAGGUUAUUUCUCUCUAAAUUAUUAUGAUCUUGUUUCUUUGUGUUGGAUC